AUCAAAAAUGGGUGGUGGAAAGUAUGAGACUCAAAUGUGUGUAAUUAUCAUCGAAGAUAUUUUCGGAAAGAUUGUGGCGAAAGUAAUGGAGACGAUUCUGAAAGAAAGCUGCCAGUUGUCUACUCUUUUUUAUAAACUGAAAGGACAAAUUUCAAAUACUCUAAUCAGAAAAUCGGUUUCCACAUUGAUCAACUUUGGUUUUGUUACUUUCCACUUGGACACGAACAAUCGAACCACAUAUGUUGCAGAUUCCGACCAAAUUCAACAUGUCAUUUCCUCGCCGAGAGCUUGCCUCAUUGCUAAAACGCUCUACGGACCUGCUGCAGAGUCUAUCUGCGUCGAACUUAUUUCUCAAGGGCGGCUUACCGUAUCCGAGACAAUUCGUCGAAUUCAAGCGACAGAUGAGACGGCCGUGUUCAGUGACAUCAAGAAAUCUUUCGAAGAACUCGCAGCUGCACAUUUUCUCAUUCGAGUUCCGUCUGUAGAAUCAGAAAUUCAUGGUUGUCCUCAAUUUGUGACCAAUUUUGAUCCAUUUGCAAUAUCUACUAAUAUCAUGGAAAAGAAAGAAGGAACAUCCACUAGCGACUCAACUUCAAACAACCGAAAGCGAAAAGCUGAUUCAACUCCAGAGGAUGGUGAUGCAGGUCAAUAUUGGAGAAUCAAUUGGAUCCGAUUCAAUGGAUAUCUUCGCGAUGAGCUUAUUAUUGAUUAUCUUAUUGGAGGUGGUUCAAAAGGUACAAUGACAAAUUUAAAUGUCAAAAAAGAAGAAACCAUCGAAGAUCCACAAGGAGAUAGAACUCAAUACAUCACACAGAAUGUGGCUCAUCUUAUGUUCAAAAUUAACGAAACGAGAGCUAAACCAAUGAGUAUGGAGAGUAUCACAGCCAGUUUGACCGAUUUGCAACGACUUGUUAAAGAAAAUGGACUGAACCUUGCCAAGCCAGAUAUUGAACUCGCUUGCCAGAUCCUUGUUGAUGAAUCGGACGGAAUUAUCAGAAAACUUGGAGAAUCAAAUGGAGGUAUUUUUAUUGUCGACAUUCGUCGCGCUAUUCGUCAAAUCUGUCGUCAUCACUGUGAAUCGCUCAUCAGAGAACAGUUCGAAGGACGUGCAAUUCGAGUUAUGAGACUUCUUGAAAAUCGUCAUUAUCUGGAUGAAGAACAAGUAGAGAAGUUGAGCAUGAUGAGUGGAAAAGAAGCAAGAGAAAUGUUAUACGCAUUAGUUGAAGAAGGAUAUGUGUUCAAUAAGCCUGUCGGUCGUAGCAACGAUUUCCAACCCGCUCGCACAUUCUAUCUCUACUAUGUAGAUCUACCUCGUACUAUUCGUGGUCUCGUAGAGUACACUUGCAAAUUGGUCCGAAACCUUAUUGUUCGUCAACGACAUGAACGAACUGAAAAUAAAUCGGUGCUCGACAAGGAUGCGAAUGUUCAACCAAUUAUUGAAAACAUUCGCUCUUCUGAGCAACUCGAUGAAGCUUCAAAGUUGGCACAAAUUGCAGAAGUUGAAGAAAUGUACCUUCCUGGUCCAGAUCGUGCACAAUUGAAUCGCUUCCGUAAAGCUCAGGCUACUUUGCUGGCUGCUCAGGAUCAAUCAAUUCGAGUUUUGCUCUCUUUCAAAUUGUUCUUGGCUUCAGGGGAAAACUAAAAUUUGUUACUUCGUUGUUUUUUUAAAAUUUAUCCGAGUUGUUAUGUUAUCUGAUUUUGUCAUAUUAUCAUUGUUAAAAAAAAUGAACGUUUUUCAGUUA
This is a messenger RNA of Caenorhabditis elegans, 1742 nucleotides long. It is a transcript of the gene let-611, whose product is annotated as DNA-directed RNA polymerase III subunit RPC3. Lineage: Eukaryota; Metazoa; Nematoda; Chromadorea; Rhabditida; Rhabditidae. Gene Ontology annotation, biological process: DNA-templated transcription. The coding region runs from base 8 to 1642 and encodes 544 amino acids. Gene Ontology annotation, cellular component: DNA-directed RNA polymerase complex; RNA polymerase III complex; nucleus. Gene Ontology annotation, molecular function: DNA binding; single-stranded DNA binding. The record is from RefSeq and is marked reviewed. The transcript is spliced from 8 exons.